UCCAGCAUCAGCCAAGGCAAGGAGGAUGUGAAUGAAAAGCCUCCCUCGAUUGCUCCAAGAGGGGGAGUCUCAAACAUUGCCUGUGUGGUGGGUCUUCAGCACACUCACUUGGACAGCCAACAGGGAGGAUGCAGAAGUCUAAAUACCGUGUUUGUUACCUCUGGUUCUGGGCUACAGAGGUCAGCUGCCAUCAGGGGAGGUUCUCUUCCAUGAUCACUGCACUCAGAGGAGUCGGUGCUUCAGGAAUCACCUUAACGUUUACUUCUUUCAAGAAAACAGCAGCGGUUCCCUUCUUCCCACCACGCAGGCUGCAUUUUGCCUCCACAGCCAUGCUACAGGAGUGGUCUCUGCUCGUUGCCCAGUGGCACGAUGCGCUCUAGAGCAGCUGGAAACAUUCUAGAGUCCACGUCCUGGACACGCGGGGACAGGGACAGGCCACGUCCCAGACAGGGACAGGCUGCUGUAGGGCAGGACAAAUAUUCUCUGCUGCAACAACAGAUGCAUGCAAGUGAUUCCCAGCAGUUGUUACGCUGGGAUGAAAGAUUUCGACUGCUAUUUGAUCCCUGCUGUCAGCCACAGGCUGGGCGUCCACCUUCCGAAGUCUCUUACAAGCCCCAUCCCUGCUGAGUGAGCUGGUGUGUGUGCCCUGGUCCCUGUCCUGGUGCCGACACCACCAACCCCGUGCCACACCGAGGACGUGGCUGGGUUCGUUCUGCUGUCAGCAGAGGCUGCUGGGCAUGAUGGAGACCAGGCUGCCAAGAGCUGUACUUCUCCUCUGCAUGGCAGAUGUGCUCCACUCUUUUGCGAUUGAAGAGAAAGAAGAUGUCUUCAAGCGAAUGGUUUGUCCCGCUUUCCUGAUGUUUGACAACGCCGCUUACUUGGCUGACAUGACCUUCGAGCUCCCUUGCAACUGCAAGCCCGAGGAGGUCUCUAAUGUUGUCUGGUACUUCCAGAAGACCAUGAGAAGCAAGGAAACCACGGUCCUGACCGACUUUGCUGGCAACGUGGUUGUUGACUCGGGCCAUAUCCACGUGGGCAGCAACGUGCUGAAGCGUUUCAGCAUCCGGAUGUUCAGUCUCAUCGUCUUCCGGGCCCAGGUGACAGACUCGGGCCUCUACCUGUGUGGCACUAAGAAAGGGGACUUCUUCUACGGCUACGACGUGGACGUGCAGCCAACCAAGCACAUCACGGUGGCUUUUGUGGACAGAGGCGAGCACGUCCGGGAUGACUACACGGGGAAACUCUUCAGUCUCUUCACCACCUUCUGGGACUGGACCAAAUGUGACCGCUGCGGUGUGAGGGGCGAGCAGCGGCGGAUCGGGCUGUGCUACAUGCGGAGCGCCAAGCUGCACCCCCGCUACCGCACCGCCCUGCCCAACGUCACCUCCUGCGGCUCCAGGGCCGUCUCCACGUGGCUUCAGCGCCGCGGCCGCCGCUGGAAGCCCGAGGUGGCCAUCCGAAGCUGCCUGGCCCCUUGCGUGAAGGAGCAGGACCCCCAGGAGGGGGUGCAGGCCAUCUCCAACAUAAUUUACAAGCUGGGCCAGAAGCCCUGGCUGCCCCACGUCCCCACGCAGUUCCACAAGCAUCCAGUAGGAAGAGAUCUGAUCAUCGCCUGCCCGGGAGCCCGGCCUGAGCACGCCGUGGCCUGGGACAAGGACUCUGUCCGGCUCUACCGCUCCAACUUCCUCGUGGGCGUCAACCAGAGCAUGCGGGUCUUCAUCGACCACGGAAACCACCUGCACAUCCAGCGGGUCCAGUUCAGCGACAAAGGCACCUACUUCUGCUGGCGGGAGGGCCAGCUGGUGGCCGGCUUCCGUCUCAGCGUGGGCCACCAGCGCCAGCGCAGGCGGACGCUCGACGAUCCCGAGACGAUCUACGCCGUCAAGGCCAUCAGCACGAGCUACGUCCUCAUCAGCAUCAUCUUCGUCGGUAUCCACGUGUGCCGCUGCUGUCGGCAGGUGUUCAGGUGUCCCGGAACGACGUAGCGUCCCCACGCAGCCCCGACAGGUCACUCCUACACCUUGGGCCAUUAUUUCAGGAGAAAUUUAUAAUGUUUGGACCAUUAAAAAUAAAUGGGAUCGAAAUGCUGCCAGUGCCCACUCAUCCUCCAUUUUGGGUUGAGAGCGCAGCGGUGAGGACUGAGAUGGAAAAGUCCCUGUGCUGCUGGGCGGUACGGCGUGGUGGGACAGAGGGGAUUUCACACCACCACGGGCUGUUCCUGGCCCCUUGUGCGGGUUUCAGUAGGCUUUUAAGCUCAAUAUAAUCCUUUUUGAAUAAAUACUUGGAGUUGUUGCGGUAUUUUCUUGCCAAGGCACUACAGAGUUCUCAAACCACAUCAGUGAUUUAUUAGGGCUGUUUUUCUAAGAGUCCACUGUAAUCCACCAAACUGUUUUACUCCAAUUAAUUCUGGCUUUUCUUAGAUUUUUUUUUUUUUUUUAGUUCUUUUCAUUGCUGAAAACUUUGAAUGCCAACGUUUCAAAACAUCCAGUGUUUGUUUGAGAUCCUUGCUGGAGCUAACCUGUCUUUAAAAUUUUGAGUUGAAACAUUUAUAAUUUCAAAAGAGAAAAAAAUCCAAAUGAAAACAGAGGAUAUCUUUAGAAAUUU
Molecule: messenger RNA, 2604 nt
Organism: Anas platyrhynchos (mallard)
Lineage: Eukaryota; Metazoa; Chordata; Aves; Anseriformes; Anatidae
Gene: FAM187A
Product: family with sequence similarity 187 member A
Source: RefSeq, a predicted model, not a curated record